Messenger RNA from Trypanosoma theileri, 1803 nucleotides. Its product is annotated as zinc finger protein, predicted. The record is from RefSeq and is a predicted model, not a curated record. The coding region runs from base 1 to 1803 and encodes 600 amino acids. The transcript has a single exon. Lineage: Eukaryota; Euglenozoa; Kinetoplastea; Trypanosomatida; Trypanosomatidae.
AUGCGAGAUGGCAGUGAUGUGAUGCUGGAGGAUGAGGAGUAUAAUUUUGUGCUGCAGGUUGUGCGGGAUCGAAUACUCCAGCGGGAGCGCACCGGCCAGCCGCUCGUCCUCCGUGUGCGGCGGGAUGGGGACGACGGCGAUCAAAUGACGGUUGUGCUCGGCCGCGUGGAGGGCGAGUCCGGCGGUGUGGGCGGCGAGCGGAGUGCACUGCGAUUCGCCACCGAAGCGGAACCGCCGCUGGCGUCCCUGCCGUUCAUGGCGGAACUCGGGCCGUUGUUGCUGCAGGCACUCGCACUGCAGGUGAUAUUUGGUGAGCAGCGGCGGCGAAUGGCGGCCCCGUUGGAACGCGAGGCAGUGGGACGGCUACAAAAGAUGAAGUUGCGAGAGGAUAUCAUUGCACAACUGGAAAAGGAUGGACAAUGUGUAUGCUCCAUAUGUCAGGAAUCAUUUGUUGCCAAUGCUGAGGUAUGUAGACUCCCUUGUGGGCAUAUGUUUGACGUUCCAUGUUUGGAACGGUGGCUUGGAAGGACACGAACAUGUCCUAACUGUCGAUUUAUGUUGCAAGAUGUAGAGCAACAAUAUAAAGAUGUGGUUGCCCCAGUAUGGUGGCAUAGUGGAAAGGAUAAUGAGGAGGAAAAGGAGAAGAAUCAAUGUAACGCCAUACCAGAGAGGAGAGUCUCUCAAAGAAGAAAUUCUUCCUCUACUGCAGGUAGGGGUUACGGUGCCCCUAGUACUAUUGUAGAUGAGAAUAAUUUUCAACAACAACAACAACAACAACCGGAACUCCCAAUAGAGGAGUCUACAUCAUUUGGAUCACUUUUGCGAGGUUAUGACGGUAGAAGUAGAAGUGGGGAUAUGCUAUUAUUGGAAACUGAUGAUAGUUACACAAUCUUUCCAGAAGGUAACAUUCCAGGUUCUGAACCAAUUAGUUAUACACCAGUUCCACCGUCAAAUGUACCACAACGUCAAGGCGAGGCGUUCCGUGAUCGACAACUAUUUGAAGAAGCAGAAAUAACAAGAACACCAACAACGGUGACAAAUUCCUUUGAACCGGAUGUUUCAGAAGGCAGAAAUCUCUCUGAAGGGAACUCUCCACUUUUAUUCAUGGAAGAGGACCCAACACCCCAAACGAUUCCCCUUCAGGACUCAUCAUCAUCGUCAUCGUCGUCAACAUCAUCAAUAUCAUCAUCAUCAUCGCUAAUGACCCCUCCAAGGGUGGAUACAAAUGAUUCUAUUCUUGGGGCAAAUUUGCUAAAUUCAACUUUAUCCCCACCAUCAGUAGCGUCAUUGCGAAAUUCAAAUGAGGGUAGUGAAUACGCUCUCUCUGCUAACAUGUCCCAAGUUGCUCCGCGUCCACCGACGGAAACGCGAGCAACGGUGAGUGGUCGUUCUACGCAAACUUCUCUUCCUGCACAUCCGAGAGAAACGACGGUGUCUGGUAACGCGAGGCAUGCUGUAUAUGCACUGCGCCGACACCGUGUGGAAGAGGUUCACGGCGCCCUUUCACCAAACAGGGCUGGAGCUGAAGAGACGAUAACGGUGGGACGUCCACAGCGGUACAGAACAGGAGUUGCGAAUCGAAUUAUUGUACGUCCACCCGCAUUACCCGAACCUUCAUCACAACUAUCAGAAGAACGACACCGCCGUCGUAUUAGUAACAACAGUGGGUCUAACAAUGGAAUCACGAGAGAGGAGGGGCAGACUACAUCCGUGAACCGACAACAACUUCCUCCUCGUGGGAAUCGCCGCAAUUUGGCACAGUAUGAGGCAAUUAUUCGUAGAGGUAACCGUCGACGGUAUUGA